ACCUGACCGAAUCGUUCAGCUUGUUCUCUUGGUUAUGGGAAGGCAACAGCAAUUUGUAGUAGUCACAAGAAGUGCGCAAGGUACUUCUUCCCAAAGCAAGCCACAGAGUUAUACUUGCUGUCGACUUUCAAGUAGAGGUCUCGUGAGACUGAGAGCCACAAACCAGGAUAGAGACGCAUGAAAGAGAAAAAAUCCACCUGGGCAGCACCAAGCAUGUCCCGAAGAAGACACCUUGUGCAGCACAGCAACGAUCCGAUGCUAGGCGGGUCCAUCGGAUCACCUCGGCCAGGUGAAAUCCUCGAGGCCAGUGCACCAUCAUUCUUCCCUGAAGCCCUGGACGCUGCUGCUGGCACGUUCGACCCUGGUAUUGGUGGUGGUGUAGACCAGGGCAGCAACGUCUGGGGGCCUGCUGGUGGCAACGCUGGAAUUCCUUUGGCAUUGGACGCCGGAAUCAACCCUGGCGCGCUGUCCGUUGAAGCUGACUUCUCGCUGGGAAUUUUCGGGCACGUGAACACUGCAUCCUACGCAAGUUCUGGUGGCCCAGUAUCGGGCGCAUGAGUGCCGGAACUCCCAGACCUGAAUGAUAGCUUUGGCGGCGGCCCCACCACUUUUUCUGGGCAUGAUUUCACUUAUACGAACAACAUCUCUCCCCCGUACGACAACGCAGAUCUGAACACGGGUAUUGAUUACGACAUAGCUCUUUCCUCAGCAGCAGCAGC
Messenger RNA from Cryphonectria parasitica EP155, 719 nucleotides. RefSeq lists its product as uncharacterized. The transcript has 3 exons. The record is from RefSeq and is a predicted model, not a curated record. The coding region runs from base 178 to 558 and encodes 126 amino acids. NCBI's taxonomy places the organism in Eukaryota, Fungi, Ascomycota, Sordariomycetes, Diaporthales, Cryphonectriaceae.